Molecule: messenger RNA, 1803 nt
Organism: Culex pipiens pallens (northern house mosquito)
Lineage: Eukaryota; Metazoa; Arthropoda; Insecta; Diptera; Culicidae
Product: pupal cuticle protein 36a-like
Exons: 4
Coding region: 136-1149 (337 amino acids)
Source: RefSeq, a predicted model, not a curated record
AAUGCCUCCAAUAUUCAGUCCAAGAUUCGGCUUCCUCCAGUGAAUACACAGCCGCGCACCGCGUUUGACGGGUUCUUUUGGGUUAAUUAGUGAGAUAGGUUACUGUUUUUUUGGGUGAUUUUUGUGCUUUUUAGAAUGAAGAUUUUAGUGGUUCUGGCAUGUGUGGCCGUUGCUUCGGCACGACCGGAAGCUCCGCUGCAAGGAUAUAACUACGCAGCACCGGCACCACGUCCUAUUGUGCACUCGGCAGUGUCCUCGUCGGCUGCCAGCUCGGGUGGACAUGGUGGAUACUACCAAGCACCUGCCCCCGCUCCGGUGUUCCACCCAGCCCCAGCUCCGGCUCCAGUGUUCCACCACCAUCAAGCCCAAGCGGCCCCGUCGUUCCAUGGACAGGCUCAUCACUCGGCUGGAUUCGGAGGCUCGUCCGGAUUCGGAGGCUCGUCCGGAUUUGGAAGCUCGUCCGGAUUCGGAUCUUCGAUUGGUUCGUCCGGUGCUGGAUUUGGUGGCCUGUCUUCGUCUGGCUUUGGAUCCGCUGUGUCCUCGGGAGCAUCUUUCGCUCCCCAGCAGACCGUCGUCCAGAAGCACAUCUACGUGCACGUGCCCCCGCAGGAGCCCGAGGAGACCCGCGCCCAGCAGGUCGUGAGCCAGGGAGUCCCCCGUAAGCACUACAAGAUCAUCUUCAUCAAGACCCCGAACGUGCAGCCCUCGGCCGCCCAGAUCGCGCUCCAACAGGCCCAACAGGAGGAGAAGACCAUCGUGUACGUGCUGGUCAAGAAGCCCGAGGACCAGGCCGACAUCAACAUCCCGCAGUUGGCCCCUCUGCCACCAAGCAAGCCCGAGGUCUACUUCAUCAAGUACAAGGCCAACAAGGGAGCGGCGGGCAGUGCCGCCGGAAUUGCCAACGCCAUCAGCGGAUCGCUGGGAGGUGCCGGAUUCGGUGGAGCGAUAUCCUCGGGCUCGGCUCUGUCUUCCGGCUCCGGAUUCGGUGGAGCGAUAUCCUCGGGCUCGGCUUCGUCCUCGUCCAGCUCCGGCCACGGAUUCGAUGCGGCGUUAGGAUCGUCCGGAUCGGCCAUCAGCAGUGGAAGUCUGCCUCACACUGAGUAUGGCGCCCCUACCGGUGGACACGGUGGUCACCAGGGAUACCACUAAGUGCCAAAGUACCUUCGCCAACGCCUACAAUUUACCGAUGACACUUCUUCCGGAACAAUGCAACAGACACACACACACACUUGACACUUGCACAUAACCCCGCGAUACCUCCGUAUUUGCUUUAAAACUAGUCUAGUAAGGACGAAUGCGUGCGCGAAGAUUUCCAGAACUCGGUUUAGACCCACUUCCGGCACACCCACACAAACCAACGGAAACGUCAGGAACUUGGCGCGACCACAGCGCCCCUCGCUUGGGCGGCCAUCUUUCUUUUUCUUAACGGUGACAGAAGAAAGAUGGCGCCCGGGGGCACAGCUCUACUUCUUUGCUUUUAAAGGUUCUACAAGCUGAUGUUCAACUUUCUGUCUUUCUGUGGACACGUGCCAAGUUCCGGAUGACCCCCCAAGAAGAGACUAUGUUUAGUGUUUAGUUUAGAAGCAAACUGAAACUGACAAUUUUUUGCGCUGUUAAAUUAUUGAACAAAAAUACGAGAUAUCAAGAGACGAUGAGAGGUGCGUAAUUUUAAGACUCGUAGGGACCCUAGAUAAAAGAGAGAAGAAACAAAUUGUUGUCUAUAUCUAACCGUAAGAGAAAAAUAUAUAAAAAAUAAAAACAAGAGAUUUUACAAAAUAAAACUAAACGCUGUAUUUCAUUGGC